Messenger RNA from Plenodomus lingam JN3, 1488 nucleotides. RefSeq lists its product as uncharacterized. Lineage: Eukaryota; Fungi; Ascomycota; Dothideomycetes; Pleosporales; Leptosphaeriaceae. Gene Ontology annotation, molecular function: phosphatase activity. Gene Ontology annotation, biological process: dephosphorylation. The record is from RefSeq and is a predicted model, not a curated record.
AUGGCUUCCAUCAAACUGUCUGCCCCACUCCUCUUGACCUCUUUGACCACGGCCGUUCUAGCGAAAAACUCUAGUCCUGUCGACCUGAACUGGCACGCACCCAAGAAGAGUUGGAUCAACGAUCUGGACCAGGUAAUCAAUGGCACAGGCACCAAUGGAUUCGUCUUUAGUGCAUCGCAAUUGCCCAGCGGAGUGCAGUAUGGUACCUAUAAUUGGUGCAACAUGCCACAUGUGAGAAGGGAAGAAUACAAAAAGGCCCCGGAUGAUUACGAACUGGUCUACGUCGAAGUCUUCCACCGUCACCACAAGCGCACACCCUAUGCAUCCAACACCUUCCCCCAAGAAUCAUACGGAUGGGACUGCGACGACCAAGGCCUCUUUUACUACGGCGAACCCCUCAACCCCACAGGCAAUGCAUCAGCCCCAACCUACUGGUCCGUCUACACCGACCCAACCAAUCCCUUUGCCCAACCCGGCUUCAAAGGCAGCUGUCAAUUCCCCCAAAUCACCCGCGGCGGCCUCGACGACUCCCACCAACACGGCAAAGACCUCUACGGCGUCUACCACGACCUCCUACACUUCCUCCCCUCCCAACCCAACCAACAAGUCUCCUACCGCGUCACCAACAACGUCAUCACCUCGCAAGUCGCCGGCAUGCUCAUCAACGGCAUGUACCCACACCCCCAAUCCCCCAUCCCCCUCCACAUCCAACCCCCCAACAUCGACUCCCUCGAACCCCAAUACCCCUGCCCACCCGCCUCCUCCCUCUACACAUCCUACAGCACCACCAGCACCGCCAAAAACUGGACCGCCCACCUCACAGCCGCAGCCCCCCUCUUCACCGCCCUCGACACCGUCUCCAACAUCCCCCCAAACUCCACCGACUGGCACAAAUCCUUCGACCACUACUACGACAACCUCUCCGCCCGCCAAUGCCACGCCAAACCCCUCCCUUGCAACCCCGCAAACCCUUCCCUCUGCAUCACACAACAUCAAGCCGACACCGUCUACCGCCUCGGUCAGUACGAAUACUCCUUUAUUCACCGCGACUCCCCCGCCAGCCUCGCCGCCGCUACCGCUUCCUACGGCGUCUACUUUGCCGAACUCGCUCAGCAUAUUCGCGCCGCCCGUGACGGCCAGUCUGCUGUUCGUUAUAGACAUAAUGUCGCACAUGAUGGCUCCGUCGCCCGCCUUCUAAGUUUCUUGCAGCUCGACUCCAUGGUCUGGGUCGGCAUGGGGAGUGAGGUCGUUUUCGAAGUGUAUAGGCGGAAGACUGGGGGGCAUGAGCAUGAGCAUGAGCAUGGUGAGACUGACCCGGAAAAUAAAGCCAACCAUGCGAUUCGCAUCCUCUGGGGAGGCCGUGUCCUGACGAGCUCGAAUCCUAGUCUGGGAAGUGUCGAUAUGCUGGAUUUACGCGUCUUUUUGGCCUAUGUGGAUGGGCUUGUUGGAAGGGGGGCUGGGCGCGUCAAGCGGGCCUGUGGGUUGUGA